GCGUACUUCAAACUACCAGGCCUCAUCCGCACUUACUCCGGAAGUGAUAGAACCGCAGCCGGCCAGCUACCAGCCGCAGUCCAGCUCGGCCGUCCCCUGCCAGCGCACCACGUCCUCGGCCAUCUACAUGAACCUUGCCUCCCACAUCCAGCAAGGCACGGUGAACCGGGUGUCGUCGCCGCUGCCCAGCCCCAGUGCUCUCAACGACGCUGCCAACUCCCAGGCGGCUGCCAAGCUCGCCCUGCGCAAGCAGCUGGAAAAGACCCUCUUGGAGAUCCCGCCCCCGAAACCGCCCGCCCCCCUGCUCCAUUUCCUGCCCAGCGCGGCCAACAGCGAAUUCAUCUACAUGGUGGGGCUGGAGGAGGUGGUGCAGAGCGUCAUUGACAGCCACGGCAAAGGCUGCGCUUCCCUCUUGCGAGUGGAGCCCUUUGUUUGCGCCCAGUGCCGCACGGACUUCACCCCACACUGGAAGCAGGAGAAGAACGGCAAGAUCCUGUGUGAGCAGUGCAUGACCUCCAACCAGAAGAAGGCGCUCAAGGCCGAGCACACCAACCGGCUGAAGAAUGCCUUUGUCAAAGCGCUGCAGCAGGAGCAGGAGAUAGAGCAGCGGCUACAGCAGCAGGCUGCUCUGUCACCCACUGCUGCCCCUGCUGUGUCCAGUGUUAGCAAGCAGGAGAGCAUCAUGCGACACCACACGCUCCGCCAGGCACCGCAACCCCAAAGCACUCUGCAGCGAGGAAUUCCCACCUCGGCCCGGUCCAUGCUGUCCAACUUUGCCCAGGCCCCGCAGCUCUCUGUCGCAGGCGGCCUCCUCGGCAUGCCAGGUGUCAACAUCGCCUACCUGAAUGCCGGGAUCGGGGGCCACAAAGCAUCGAGUCUGGCGGACCGGCAGAGGGAAUACCUUUUAGAUAUGAUCCCGCCGCGUUCUAUAUCGCAGUCCAUCAGCGGGCAAAAAUAACGCCAGCUGCCCGCUCCCCUUUCCUGCCCCGUGGCCCUCCCCUUCCCCCCCUCAUCCGUCGCAUGCAGUGCCUGUCUUGGUGCCUAUUAAACGUGGAGGAAAAGAAAAAAAA
Messenger RNA from Sphaerodactylus townsendi, 1070 nucleotides. RefSeq names its product GATA zinc finger domain containing 2B (gene GATAD2B). Gene Ontology annotation, cellular component: NuRD complex. The transcript has 6 exons. NCBI's taxonomy places the organism in Eukaryota, Metazoa, Chordata, Lepidosauria, Squamata, Sphaerodactylidae. Gene Ontology annotation, biological process: negative regulation of transcription by RNA polymerase II. Gene Ontology annotation, molecular function: sequence-specific DNA binding; zinc ion binding. The record is from RefSeq and is a predicted model, not a curated record. The coding region runs from base 128 to 958 and encodes 276 amino acids.